AUGGCAGACGAGACGUCCAUCUUCGACAUUCACGCGGUACACCAGAUCACGUCGACGACAACUAGAUCUCCUUACUCCUUCUUCGCCAGCAAAGCCAAACUUUUUGCCGGAGGAUCAGAAGAUCGACUUGUGACAAUCCAACCAAGCAAAGCAUCCUUUGUCUCCGGCGGAGGAGCCGAUGGUGGAAUAUCCACGUCCGCGGAGCCUGCACAGAUGAUCGAGGUUGCCGAUUCUGGAGCAGAAGAACAGGGUUCUGUCGAGAAGGAGCAGACAUUGAAGAACCGACCAGCCACUCCCCAAGUCACCAAGGGUGAUUCAAUCCACGACAUUGGAGAUGUCGAAGAGCAGCAAUCACUGAUAGAAGACAUGUCAGAGAUCCAACCUGUUGUCGCGGAUGGUGGUAGAUUGGCCGAUAUGUCCAAGUCUCAGGCCAUCGAUCGACUCGAGAACCUAGACAGCUCUGCCGUCGACCAGGAGCCAGCAUCCGAGGACUUUUCGCCCCUAUCAAUCGGUAACGUUGCAGAUGAGGUGGAGUCUAACUCACAAGAUUCCACGCCUACGACACUUGGUUCAGAUUAUACCUUUCCAGAUACAUCGAACUUCGAGAGACUCAACAGAGUAGCAGAUGAACUUCCUGAUUUUGUGCACAUUCCGCUACGCAUGGCGGUGGAGGACGAAGUUUUGGAAGAAUGGGAGGAAGAUUGGUUUGCGCAUGCUGUCUAUGACGCUACCAAGCACGGCAAAGUCGGUGAACCAAGGAUUGAUUUUGUGUAUACUUGGGAAUGGAUCGCUUCCCAUGGUGUCAACCGUUAUCGUGACUGGGACGAGCUGCGCUACUCUAUCAGAAGUGUUGAGAAGCACGCCAGCUCGUUUAGUAACAAUAUUCAGAUUCUCGUCAAUGCAGUCGAGGGAUCUAACGGGAGAAUGAUCAAACAGCGUCCCACCUGGCUGAAGGACGAUUCUGCAAUUGGAGACAGUUUACAGGUCUUGUCGCAGGAAGACUUCUUUGGCGAAGAGGAAGCAGAAUGUCUACCGACAUUCAAUUCUCUGACCAUCGAGAACCAAAUCUACAACACACCCUCGGACACUGAUCGACCCAACAGCUACAAUACAAUCGUACCACCUUCCGAGAAAGACGCCCUGCGAUUCGGUGAGAAGCCAUACCUGAUCUACACUUCCUGGAUGCUGAACCGCCGGUUUGGUUCCCGCAAGAGAAAAGGCCAAGUUCAUUUCGGUCAUUCUCUGUCACGGAGCGUAUACAAAGAAGCCAUGGAAGCUUUUCCUCGACCAGCUCUCAAGAGUGCUUGCCAGAAAUUCAGGGGCGAGACUGGAUUCCAGUUGUAUUCUUGGUAUAAUGCAUUCCAUUACACCAUCGAGCGACAUCGCGAAGCUCUGCUCUGGAGCUACAUCAUGAUCAGAAGUGAUCCCGACGUAAACGGAUACCUCGACUGGCAAGAACGACAAGCUAUCAUCAGUGAUCUCGAGGAGGGCCUAGCCAAUGAAGGUCGCAACUCCUUCCGCAAAAGAAUGUAUUACUACGUGGCCAAGUCGCUCGAGGAUGCAGGUCUAGAGUCCCCCAAAGUCAAUGUCGAAACCACUUGGACAUCUUUGGACGGACCUGUCACCAUCGCAAACAUCGACUGUUUUGAGUUCAAUGUCAAUGAGUGUCUGGCACCUGGCUUCUCAUCACCAUCAUGGGACAAUAGAUCCGACAAUCCUGUUUUUUCGACUGCAGCCAUCUUCGACAGAGUGGCCCGACAAGAUCCUCAAUGUGGCGAUUGUCUAAUCAAACUACUGCUUAACCGUGUUGAGCAAGGUUUGUCGCCUCUUNUGCCACACGCGGACAAGGACGCCGAACAUAGAGAGACGGUUCUCAAGGCUAUGAAGCGAUACUCUUAUGUCGUGGUGGAGCCGGAUGCACUGUUCACUAUGGUGACCGAUGCCGAACAAGUACAAGUGCGACUGAUCGAUCGCCUUGCCGACCCAGAAAAACAGGCUGGUCAACUUUGUCUCAACGACGACGUGACUAGCGAUAAUGAGCCAGAGCUUUUGGCGCUGCGAGAGACGAUAUUGAGGUUGUUUGAUGAGCAUUGGGGAACGCCGAGUCGGUUCGAAGCCUAG
Aureobasidium uvarum is the source of this 2121-nucleotide messenger RNA. NCBI's taxonomy places the organism in Eukaryota, Fungi, Ascomycota, Dothideomycetes, Dothideales, Saccotheciaceae. The record is from the annotation of a GenBank genome assembly.